CUACACGUGUCUCCAGUGAUAGGUGUGAACGCGUCUCUGUGGAGGCUCGUCUUUCGCCCCCUGCAGGAACACAGCAGAGCUCCGGCAGUCUGUCAGGAAACAGCUAUUAGUCGGCAGACGCUGAUCGAAACAGACGCUGCAGGUCAUCAAGGAUGGACACGAAACUUACUCCGCUAAUUAUUGGCUUUUGGAUAACUUUGUCAUUCUGUGUCACGGAAAAAGUCAAAGAAAGGACCGCCCGGCAAAGAGACGCGGAGUUUACUGACAAGCACCAGACGUGCAUGCAGGGUGUACCUGGAGUGCAGGGCAGGGAUGGGAACCCGGGGAUAAAUGGCAUUCCAGGCACACCAGGAAUCCCUGGGAGAGACGGACUGAAGGGCGAGAAGGGACAGUGUGUGACUGAGAGGUUUGAGGAUCCCUGGAAACCCAACUUCAAACAGUGCGCCUGGAAUUCUUUAAACUACGGCAUUGAUCUUGGCAAAAUAGCUGAGUGCACGUUCACCAAGCAGCGUUCGGACAGCGCUCUGCGUGUGCUCUUCAGCGGUUCUCUCAGACUCAAGUGUAAGACGGCCUGCUGUCAGCGCUGGUACUUCACCUUUAAUGGGGCAGAAUGCACUGGACCGUUACCCAUAGAGUCCAUCAUUUACCUGGACCAAGGCAGCCCCGAACUCAACUCCACCAUUAACAUACACAGGACUUCCACAGUGGAGGGGCUCUGUGACGGGAUCCAGGCCGGUCUGGUGGAUGUUGGGAUAUGGGUGGGCACAUGUGCUGAUUAUCCUCGUGGAGACGCAUCGACAGGAUGGAACUCUGUAUCCCGGGUGAUCAUCGAAGAACUUCCAAAAUAAGCAUUCAUCUUCAUAACUGAUCACUGUCAUCGUCACCAUACCAACAGAAGUCUUUGUGCCCCUGUCAGAGAAAGGACCUUCCUCAUAGAAAUGGGACAAAUUAAAGCUAAUAGAGUUGCUUUGAGUCUGUGCAGCUCUCAUGUUUUGUAAGAUUAUUAUUCUCUGGCUUAGUUUUGUGACAGUUAAGAUGGAUUCAAUUUGCUCAGUACAGACAAUUACGAAAUAGAAGUAUUAGAUAGUACUGUGGUUCUGUGGACAUUAUGCUGUACUAUGCUACUGCCAUUUUAAGAGUCCAACAAAGAUGAUCCUUGCUUUGCUGAUAUUUAUUUAGUGGCUCUUCCUUUUGUCCCUGGAUGACUAGAACACAGCGUAUUUUUGUAUCCAUUUUGUUUUUAUUACC
Cyprinus carpio (common carp) is the source of this 1248-nucleotide messenger RNA. RefSeq names its product collagen triple helix repeat-containing protein 1-like. Lineage: Eukaryota; Metazoa; Chordata; Actinopteri; Cypriniformes; Cyprinidae. The record is from RefSeq and is a predicted model, not a curated record.